Molecule: messenger RNA, 3941 nt
Organism: Phycodurus eques (leafy seadragon)
Lineage: Eukaryota; Metazoa; Chordata; Actinopteri; Syngnathiformes; Syngnathidae
Gene: trpc5a
Product: transient receptor potential cation channel, subfamily C, member 5a
Exons: 17
Coding region: 97-3315 (1072 amino acids)
Biological process (GO): manganese ion transport; calcium ion transmembrane transport; regulation of cytosolic calcium ion concentration
Cellular component (GO): cation channel complex; membrane
Molecular function (GO): store-operated calcium channel activity; inositol 1,4,5 trisphosphate binding; protein binding
Source: RefSeq, a predicted model, not a curated record
UAGAGGGAGGGCGGGGAGGAGGAGGACGCCAGGAGGACAGACGCACACGGGACUCAUUUGGAGGCUUUUCAUCCCUCCCGCAAACAGAGCGUCCAAAUGAAUCCCAUGACUCAGCUCUACUACAAGAAGGCGACGUACUCACCGUACCGCGACCGCAUCCCGCUGCAGAUCGUGCGGGCCGAGGUGGAGUUGUCGGCGGAGGAACGCGGCUACCUCACGGCGGUGGAGAAGGGCGACUACGCGGGCGUCAAACAUGCGCUCCGCGAGGCGGAGGUCUACUACAACAUGGACGUCAACUGUCUGGACCCGCUGGGCCGCAGCGCGCUGCUCAUCGCCAUCGAGAACGAGAACCUGGAGAUCAUGGAGCUCCUGCUGGACCACGGCAUUCACACGGGCGACGCCCUGCUCUACGCCAUCAGGAAGGAGGUGGUGGGCGCAGUGGAGCUGCUGCUGUCGCACCGGCGGCCCAGCGGCGAGAAACAGGUUCCCUCGCUGAUGAUGGACAGCCAGUUUUCAGAGUUCACCCCCGACAUAACUCCCAUCAUGCUCGCUGCUCACACCAACAACUACGAGAUCAUCAAGCUGCUAGUGCAGAGGAAGGUCACCAUUCCUAGGCCGCACCAGAUCCGAUGCGACUGCGUGGAGUGCGUCUCCAGUUCAGAGGUGGACAGCCUGCGGCACUCGCGCUCUCGACUGAACAUCUACAAGGCCUUGGCGUCGCCCUCGCUCAUCGCGCUGUCCAGCGAGGAUCCGAUUCUGACGGCCUUCAGACUGGGCUGGGAACUAAAAGAACUCAGCAAGGUGGAGAACGAGUUCCGUCAGGAGUACGAGGAGCUGUCGCAGCAGUGCAAACGUUUUGCCAAAGAUCUUCUGGACCAGGCUAGGAGUUCCAGAGAGCUGGAGACCAUCCUGAACCACCGCGACAACGACCAGAGCGAGGAGCUGGACCCGCGACAGUGCCACGACCUGGCCAAGCUCAAACUGGCCAUCAAAUACCACCAAAAAGAGUUUGUGGCGCAGCCAAACUGCCAGCAGCUGUUGGCCACCCUGUGGUACGACGGCUUCCCGGGCUGGCGGCGGCGCCACUGGGUGGUCAAGCUGGUCACCUGCUUCAUCAUCGGACUCCUGUUUCCCAUCUUCUCAUUGAUCUACCUGCUGGCUCCCAAAGGCGCGCUGGGACGCUUCAUCAAGAAGCCCUUCAUCAAGUUCAUCUGUCACACGGCGUCCUAUCUGACCUUCCUCUUCCUGCUCUUGCUGGCCUCGCAGCACAUCGCCCGCACCAACCUGCACAUGCAGGGGCCGCCGCCCACCGUCGUGGAGUGGAUGAUUCUGCCGUGGGUGCUGGGAUUCAUCUGGGCAGAGAUAAAGGAAAUGUGGGACGGGGGGUUCACAGAGUACAUCCACGACUGGUGGAACCUGAUGGACUUCGCCAUGAACUCCCUCUACCUGGCCACCAUUUCACUGAAGAUAGUGGCCUACGUUAAGUACAACUCGUCUCGGCCCAGGGAGGAGUGGGAGAUGUGGCACCCGACGCUAAUAGCCGAGGCUCUGUUCGCCAUCGCCAACAUCUUCAGCUCGCUGAGACUCAUCUCGCUCUUCACUGCCAACUCGCACCUCGGGCCCUUGCAGAUCUCGCUGGGGAGGAUGCUGCUGGACAUCCUCAAGUUCCUCUUCAUCUACUGCCUGGUGCUGCUGGCGUUCGCCAACGGCCUGAACCAGCUGUACUUCUACUAUGAGACCACGGCCUCAGAGGAGCCCAACAACUGCAAGGGCAUCCGCUGCGAACGGCAGAACAACGCGUUCUCAACGCUCUUUGAGACUCUGCAGUCGCUCUUCUGGUCAAUAUUUGGUCUGCUCAACCUCUACGUCACCAACGUGAAGGCUCGUCACGAGUUUACAGAGUUCGUGGGAGCCACCAUGUUCGGGACAUACAAUGUGAUCUCGCUAGUGGUGCUCCUCAACAUGCUCAUCGCCAUGAUGAACAACUCGUACCAGCUCAUUGCUGACCACGCCGACAUCGAGUGGAAGUUCGCUCGCACCAAGCUGUGGAUGAGCUACUUUGACGAGGGAGGAACACUUCCGCCUCCUUUCAACAUCGUUCCCAGCCCCAAGUCCAUCUGGUACCUGCUCAUGUGGCUCCACAACAAGUUGUGUGGCCGAGGCCAGCCGCCCGGGGAGGACCCGCACAAGUGCGAGAACCUGCGAGAGUUCACGGAGCGUCACGCCGACAGUCUGAUACAGAACCAGCAUUACCAGGAAGUGAUCCGGAACCUGGUGAAGAGGUACGUUGCCGCCAUGAUCCGCAGCGCCAAGACGGACGAGGGCCUGACGGAGGAGAACUUUAAGGAGCUGAAGCAGGACAUCUCCAGUUUCCGCUACGAGGUCCUGGAUCUCCUGGGCAACCGGCGUCCUCCUCGUCGACACUACUCCUCCUCCAGCGACAUGGCGCGAGACGACGGGGGCGUGGCCUCGGAGGACGACAGCGAGCCGUGCGACACCGUCCAGAGGUCGAAGGGCGUGACCUUCACCGUGCCGCUGGAGGUGGACGACAGCCGGCCGGCACCCACGCUCGGCGUCUCCGCCUUGGUGCGCUCCAUUUCCGGGCUGAGCCAGGUGGAGCAGGAGGGCGAGGCGGGGGAGGAGCAAGGCGUGGGCCGGGGGGGGGAGGGGGAAGAGAAACCAAAGAGCAACGGGCUGAAGACCGCAACGGCCCCGCCUUCCGCCACCAGUGCCCUGCCCUCGUCCUCCUCCUCGUCUUCGUCGUUCUCCUCCUCGCUCUCCACCUCGCUGGCUCGCACCAAAAGCCGCCUGCAGCGUCUGUCGGCGCCGGCGGCCAACACCGACUCCUUCAAGCGCCUCUCCUUCCUCUUCUCCCGCUCCAAACGCUCACCCCUGCCCCUCCAAUCCCCGCCCUCCUACACCAUCUCCGACGGGCUGCUUCUCCCGCAGGGGGGUCACUCGGACGUGGGACUGGGCCGUGUGACCAAAAGCGAGACCCGCCUGAACGAGGCGGGCCUCUCGGUGGACGCCAACAGCUCCUCCUUCUCGCCGCGGAGAACAAACGGACGCGACGCGCUCCUGACGCUCCCCCCCCCUCCCCCUUGUCCCUGCCAGUCGCUGCACUGUACGUCCAACAUGUCAGAGUCCAGCGCACGGCUCCUGGACUCCAGCGAGGACCUUUUCCAGGGCGGUGGCGUGGAGGCGGCGGGUGGCGGCGGGGUGGUGAUGAUGAUGGGCGGGUGGGUUGGACCCUGUGACGAUGUCAUCGAGGACAGCUGCGAGGUCAUCGAGGACUCGGUCAGCACGCAACUAUAGAACCACGUUUAGCCGGCCCGACUUUUUGGUCGCUUCAACACGUUGCGCAGGGAUGAAGUCCGACACCCGAGGCUGGAUUUACACCGCGGGUCGAAGUGCCCAGUUCUUUCUAAUUUACCGGUGACACGCAUCCUAUAUCACUGUGUUUACAUAUAUUGAACUCAUGAAACAAUCCGCAUGCGCACACUUCUUGACUUGCACGUUCACACCUACACUAGCGUCAAUGUCACACCUCAAAUGUACAGUACAUAUUUACACCAUAUUCCAUGUUCUAUACAGUUCUAAUGUACACCAUAUUUAAUCUAUUCUUUUGCCGUUGUUGACGGCGGGUGUUUUUUGUGUACUUUGGCGACGUUAGAUCCAAUCUUUCGUUGGAUAUCACAGAAGCCCGAUUCCGAUCGGAUUCCGUGCAUUUUUUGUUUCUCUCUUUCUGCCGCCUCGGCGCCCAUCUGAAUUGUCCCACUUGGAAGCCAAAACAGUCUCAAUUCUGUCGCUUGUACCAUGUCGUGUAAAUCCAGCCUUUGUGAGUGGCCGCCAUUUUGUUGUUGGGGAAAAAACAUGCCAGCGACUUCGCCAUCCGCUAAUCCUCAAAACGUCUGGCGAGGGCUGGCUUUCCGUAAAAACAU